AUAGAAAGGGAAAUUCGACAUCGGCAGUCGUGUGUUGAUGGCAAAACAUAAUAUAUAUUUUACAGCAUCCCUCUCAGUUAAACGACAUGUGGGCAACCAUUUUACACCAAAGGCACGUGGUAGACUUUUCAUCAGUUAAAGUGAACACCGCAUAUCUAGUUUCUUCUAAAAUAAAUUGAAAACGGAAAUUACUUCCAGUCUUACAGGAUAUGACUGUAAACAAAACACUAUAGGAAGAAAUAUAAACAGCUAUAUAUAUACAAUAUGGCGGGGUUCAAAGAAGCCCCCGUACUCGUGAAAGUUUUCUUUCUCUUCCUGACGGCGGGAUUCUGGCUACAUCUCAUUGGAUUUGCGACAUCUUACUGGUCGCAUAGUGAGUUUGUGACUGUCGGGCUAUGGAAGGCUUGUUACCGUGGAUACGAGUGUACAAAAACUACCUAUACUACAAGUUACUUUGAGGCGACCCAGGCGUUCGAGUCCCUGGCGUUAGUGGCAGGAUUUAUCGGUCUCCUCUUACUUGCCUUUUACAUAUUCAUCAACCAAUCAUCUAGCAACAUUUCACUAUUCAUCGCCAGUCUCGUUGCCGUGGCGUUUGCAGCUUGCUGCGGAAUACUGGGCGUGAUUAUUUAUGGCUGCAAGACGUCACUUCCGCUUUCAUGGUCGUACGCGUUAGCGGUGAUCGGUGGAAUAUUUUAUGGAAUUUCGUCAAUACUUAUGGCAGUGUAUCUUCUUCAGAAAUGCUAACUAAAACAAAAGUCAUCAAAGUGAUGACGAAAAGUGCCUUAAAAAACUUAAAUCCUA
Pecten maximus is the source of this 801-nucleotide messenger RNA. RefSeq lists its product as uncharacterized. The record is from RefSeq and is a predicted model, not a curated record. The coding region runs from base 265 to 744 and encodes 159 amino acids. Lineage: Eukaryota; Metazoa; Mollusca; Bivalvia; Pectinida; Pectinidae. The transcript is spliced from 3 exons.